UCUGUGGUGGGCGUGACUGCAUGUAGCCUCUGCUUGCUAAUGCUAGAGGAAAAUCGAUCCAGGGAAUUUUUACAAAACGAAACCACAUCGAUUGAACGAAACAGGGAGAGGAUAACACUUUUGCUGCAGGAGGUUUACCUGCAACCCUUACAAGACCCAAUGGCUACCGACAUGCCCAUGGACACGGUGCCGGCUCCUCACCCUGCCCCCGCCGCGCCUCCUGACAUUACCCCAUCCUCUCCUCCUAAUCUCAGCUCCAGUGCAGCCCAAGAUCAGAUUCCCACCCGGCAGCCAGCAGUAGCUGAAACCCCCGACACAGCGGUAACCUCAGAACAUGAUGCUGCUCCAGGUCUCACCACGGCCAAGCCUACAGACCCAGAUCUGGCCCCAGGCCUUGUUCCAGGCUCUGAGCUGCCCUCGACCCCUCUGCUGCCACCACUGCCACCAGUCAGCGCCAAGAACCCCAGCUGCAAGAUCAUGACCUUCCGGCCCACCAUGGAGGAGUUCAAAGACUUCGCCAAAUACAUUGUCUACAUGGAGAGUCAGGGAGCUCACCGUGCUGGGCUGGCAAAAGUGAUUCCCCCAGAGGGCUGGAAGCCGCGGAGGUCCUAUGACACCAUCGAGGACAUGGUGAUUCCAGCUCCCAUCACGCAGGUAGUGACAGGACAGUCUGGUCUGUUCACUCAGUACAACAUCCAGAAGAAGUCGAUGACUGUAGGCGAGUACCGCAAGCUGGCCAACAGCAAGAAGUACUGCACACCCCGGCACAAAGACUUUGAUGAUCUAGAGAGGAAGUACUGGAAGAACCUGACAUUUGUGUCACCAAUUUAUGGUGCAGAUGUCAGUGGCUCCAUCUAUGAUGAGGACAUUCAAGAGUGGAACAUUGGCCACCUCAACACACUGCUGGAUAUGGUGGAGCAGGAAUGUGGCAUCGUUAUUGAAGGUGUCAACACUCCCUACCUCUACUUUGGCAUGUGGAAGACCACAUUUGCCUGGCACACUGAGGACAUGGACCUCUACAGCAUCAACUACCUGCACUUUGGACAGUCGAAGUCCUGGUAUGCGGUUCCACCUGAGCACGGCAAGAGGCUGGAGAGGCUGGCACAAGGCUUCUUCCCUGGCAGCUCCCAAGGCUGUGACGCCUUCCUUCGCCACAAGAUGACGCUAAUAUCUCCGUCCAUCCUGAAGAAAUAUGGCAUUCCCUUUGACAGAAUAACUCAGAAUGAAGGGGAGUUUAUGAUCACCUUUCCGUAUGGCUACCAUGCUGGCUUCAACCAUGGCUUCAACUGUGCAGAGUCUACAAACUUUGCCACCCUGCGCUGGGUGGACUACGGCAAGAUGGCUACCCAGUGUACCUGUCGUAAGGACAUGGUGAAGAUCUCCAUGGAUGUGUUUGUGCGCUGCCUGCAGCCGGAUCGCUAUGAGCUGUGGAAGCAGGGCAAAGACAGUGUGGUGUUGGACCACCUUAAGGCCACUGAGCUCAACAGCCCCGAACUAGAUCAGUGGAGGCAGCAUCGUGUAACCCAACGAGAAAACCUCCUGCGAAGGGCCAUGCAAAAGAUGAAGCAGGUCCGUCGUCUAAAGCUGGAGGAGGUGAAGGUGCUGGCGGAGGAAGGCAUUGAACUGAAUGCUGCUGAGUACCAGCGUCAGGUAGAAGAGCGCGAGGCUCAGCGGAGGCAUGAGAGAGAGGAGCGGCUAGCCAGAGAGGCCAUGAUGACCCUGGAGGCCAUGGAGCGCGAGGAGCAGGAGGCUGCUGAGGCCGCUGCUAAAGCAGCAGAGACUCCAGCUGUAAAGGCAGAAGAACCCGAGGCCAAACCACAGAUCCUGACAGAGGACACUGACAAAAAGAAGCACAAAAAGCCGAAGAAGAUGUCAAUUGCCCACGACACCAUGACUGGGUUUGAGGAAGCAUUUAAGCAGUUUGCUACAUCCAGCAUCAAGAAAUCAAAGAACGCCACAGUCAGUGAUACAGAGGUGGAAAACCCUCUUACCUCAAGACCGAGUGACAUCCCAGCAGACAGCAAGCUGGAUGCGACUACCACCCAGGCAUGCUACUCCAAGAUGAAGAUGCCAACAGAGGUAAAAAAGAGUCGCCGUCACCCCCUCAGCAAGCCACCCAUGCGCUCCCCUCGGUCCAUCUUAAAGCAAGACCCGAGUAGCGACAAAGAGCUGUCCUCCCCUAUACCGCUGGACAGCGACAUGAAGAAACAGGAGCACCUGUGGCAGAAUCAGUCGCCCAACUUCCUGGCAGAGAAGGCCUUCAAUGCUGCAGUGGCAGCACUCCAACCACACUGUGCUAUCUGUUCACUCUUCUGUCCCUACACAAAGCCACACAAAGACGCCUUAAUUUCAAAUGAGACCCAUCGAGCCUCCCUUCCCCGCCAUGGCAGUGUGACUCGCCCACUGGUCCCAGAGAUGUGCUUCAGCGUCGGUGCAUGCAACACUGAGCCACCACCCACCAACUAUCACAUUGGAGAGGAUGGAACCAGUCUUCUCCUCCGCUGUUCAUCUUGCCACAUGCAGGUUCAUGCCAGUUGUUACGGUGUGAAGCCAGACUCAGUCGGUGAAUCCUGGAUGUGCUCCAGGUGUGCAGAAGGAGCCUGGACGGUGGAGUGCUGUCUCUGUAACUUGCGGGGAGGAGCUUUGAAGACUACCACAGACAAUCGGUUAGUGGUCCAUGUUAUCUGUGCCAUCGCUGUCGCUGAAGCUCGCUUCGUCAAGGCCAUUGAGAGGGACCGGUGGACGUUCAGUGCCGUUCCGAAAUCCCGCGCAAGAAUCUUGUGUGUGUUUUGCCAUCGCAAGAAUGCCAGUCAGAACCGCGGCGCCUGCAUCCAGUGCUCACACAAGAACUGUGCCACCUCCUUCCACGUCACCUGUGCCCAAAUUGCCGGAGUAGUCAUGACACCAGCCGACUGGCCCUAUGUGGUGUCCGUCACCUGUCACAAGCAUAAAGGUGUCAUUCUGAAGCCUCGGACAGCACCCAAAGGCCCACAGAGUCCGAACCUAGGCCAGAAGGUGAUUGGUCGCAACAGUGACGGCUGGUACUAUCACUGUACCAUCAUUGGCAUGGCAACGCAGACGUUCUACGAGGUCAAUUUUGACGAUGGCUCAUAUUGUGACAAUGUUUACCCAGAAAACAUAGUGAGUCAUGACUGCCUGCGUUCCGGUCCUCCCGAGGUGGGGGAGUUGGUUGUGGUCAGUACGCCUGAGGGUCAGGUCCUCAAUGCUUCCUUUGUGAGACAGCACAGCCACAAGUGCUACCAGGUUGAGUUUCAGGACCAGAGUCAGCUAAUGCUAAAACCUUCAGAGAUCCAUCAGCAGGAUCAGGAGCUGCCCAAGAGGGUCCGAGCCAGACUGGCCAUACCUGUAACACAGGAGGAGGUUUCCCCAGCAGAUGAAGCCCAAGCAGCCAAACGCCGCUGUCUGCCCUCAGGUUCAGCCCCGCCCGCUGAAACCUCCAUGGAGACAACCAACAAGCCUGCCUGCCCCCUAACUACAGCCCCGGUAGCAUCACCAGCAGCAGAACAUCACAGUAUUAGUACACCGCCGACCUCACAAGCUCUGUCCCAGCCCACUCUGACCCCACAGGAUGCCCCUGCCGCAACCAAUGGUAUUCAGAUGGACGCUGAGACCCCAAUGGACACGAGCGUCGCCCUCACCGAUGCUCUAACGGAGUCCACCCUGGCCUCAGACCCCACGCUGACUCCACAGUCAACCCCUUUCCAGUCGAAGUUGAACUCUGACCCUCUCCUGUCCGCCCCUUCCCUGCCCUCACCUCAGCACAUGUCCGACAGCUACAUGCCGAGCAGCGGCUACGUUUCCUACAUGGAGACCCUCCUCCAUUCACAUUUCCCUCAGGACGAUGGCCCCGGAUCCCUGUAUUAAAAACCAACUCCACUAUAAUAUUACUCGGCCAGUGGAGGCUGAGCCCAUAGGAAGUAAGCUAAUGGAGGUGGAUUCUACUGAGUGCUGUAUUAAUGGACAAAAACAUUUCCUCCACCGGCUCUGAGAGCUCAGGGUCAUGGCAGGAAAAGAGACGGACACACAAGCACUCUUUUAAUGCAUGUUACUUUUCUAUUUUUGAGAUAAUGUAUUUGCAGUGGUGCUUUUGCGUGCUCUGAAGCAGCAGCUAAAGAGGACAAGGUUUUUUGUGUGUGUU
This is a messenger RNA of Morone saxatilis (striped sea-bass), 4159 nucleotides long. It is a transcript of the gene kdm4b, whose product is annotated as lysine (K)-specific demethylase 4B. The record is from RefSeq and is a predicted model, not a curated record. Gene Ontology annotation, molecular function: histone H3K9 demethylase activity. Gene Ontology annotation, cellular component: nucleus. Gene Ontology annotation, biological process: chromatin remodeling. NCBI's taxonomy places the organism in Eukaryota, Metazoa, Chordata, Actinopteri, Moronidae.